This is a messenger RNA of Spea bombifrons (plains spadefoot toad), 2137 nucleotides long. It is a transcript of the gene SMOX, whose product is annotated as spermine oxidase. Gene Ontology annotation, molecular function: polyamine oxidase activity. The record is from RefSeq and is a predicted model, not a curated record. Bases 184 to 1791 code for a protein of 535 amino acids. Lineage: Eukaryota; Metazoa; Chordata; Amphibia; Anura; Pelobatidae. The transcript has 8 exons.
CUCCGGGAGGCUGAUAAACAGACCGUCGCCGGCUGCACGCACUGACAGUGACGGCUGCUCGGUGUAAACACACGGGAAGGAGCCGACUGACGGACUGCCGGAGAGGGACAGACUGCCGGACAGGAGAUCGUGUUCACCCCGGCCGCUCGGUGGAAGGUCAACUAAAAAGAGAGUUUGGACGGCAUGCAAAGUUGUGAAAUAUCUUCAGACAGCACUGAUGAUCCUCUUAGUAGCGGCCUACGGAGAACUCGACAGCAGCCUCGAAUAGUGGUUAUCGGCGCCGGUCUCGCGGGCCUGUCUGCUGCGAAAACCCUCCUCGAUAGAGGAUUCACGGAUGUUACUCUCCUCGAGGCAUCUGACCGCAUCGGAGGCCGAGUGCAAAGUAUAAAACUAGACCACGCCACUUUUGAACUGGGUGCUACUUGGAUCCAUGGCUCAAAUGGCAACCCAGUCUACCAUCUAGCAGAAGACAAUGGCUUACUUGAAGAAACCACAGAUGGAGAGAGAAGUGUUGGUCGCAUCAGUCUAUACUCCAAGAAUGGAGUGGCUCACUACCUCACAAACAGUGGUCAGAGGAUCCCUAAGGACCUGGUUGAAGAAUUCAGUGAUGUAUAUAACGAGGUCUAUAACCUGACUCAAGAGUUUUUUCAAAACGGGAAGCCAGUCAACGCCGAGAGUCAGAACAGCGUCGGCGUGUUCACGCGGGAUGUGGUCCGAAAGCGGAUCAAAGACGAUCUCGAUGAUUCGGAGGCCACGAAAAGGCUGAAACUGGCCAUGAUCCAGCAAUAUCUAAAGGUGGAAAGCUGUGAGAGCAGCUCACACAGCAUGGACGACGUCUCGCUCAGCGAGUUUGGCGAAUGGACGGAAAUUCCGGGUGCGCAUCACGUCAUUCCGUGCGGCUUCAUUAAGAUCGUGGAAAUCCUCGCCGCCUCCAUCCCGCCGUCUGUGUUCCAGCUGCGCAAACCCGUGAAGUGCAUCCACUGGAACAGGUCCGUACGCAAGCAGGUCGAACGAGUAGCCGACCACAAUAACGACCAAGUCGAGGACAAGGGUUACCCCGUCUUUGUGGAGUGUGAGGACUACGAGUUCAUCCCCGCUGACCACGUCAUUGUAACCGUCUCCCUGGGUGUCCUGAAAAAACACCACGAGACCCUGUUUCGCCCCGGCCUCCCGGAAGACAAAGUGACGGCCAUCGAGAAGCUGGGCAUCAGCACCACGGACAAGAUCUUCCUUGAAUUCGAGGAGCCUUUCUGGAGCCCCGAGUGCAACAGCAUCCAGUUCGUCUGGGAAGACGAAGCCGAGAGCGGCAGCCUGACGUAUGCGGAGGAGAUGUGGUUCAAGAAGAUCUGCAGCUUCGAUGUCCUCUACCCCCCGGAGCGAUACGGCCACGUGCUCAGCGGAUGGAUAUGCGGGGAGGAGGCGCUCAUCAUGGAGAAAUGCGACGAUGAAACCGUCGCCGAAACCUGCACCGAGCUGCUCAGAAAAUUUACAGGGAAUCCGAACAUUCCAAAGCCCCGGCGCAUUCUGAGGUCCUCGUGGGGCAGUAAUCCAUACAUCCUUGGAUCCUAUUCUUAUACCCAGGUUGGCUCCACUGGAGUUGAUGUCGAGACGCUGGGGAAGCCGUUGCCUUAUACAGAGAGCUCAAAAACUGUUCCGAUGCAGGUGAUGUUUUCUGGAGAGGCCACUCACAGAAAGUAUUAUUCCACAACUCACGGUGCUCUGCUCUCGGGCCAGAGGGAAGCGGCUCACCUUGUCGACAUGUACCAAGAUCUUUUACGAUGCACCAAUUAAAAAUUUAACUCUAUGAGAACCACUACUCGUGAUUCCUAAUACCGUCGUGUGUUAAAACCUCCGUGGGUCUUUUUUUUUUCUUCUUAUUUCUAAUCUUGGAAGUAGAGCCGAUUUUUAUCUUUUUAAGCGAAAUCCUAACCGUUUUAAAAACGAGGCGUCUGUAGCAAAUUCAUGUACUGUAUUGUUAACAGGAAAGGGUGCUCUUCUGUUUCAUUACCGUUUCGUGUUAUUUACAGUUUGCACACCCAGUGCCUAUUUUUAUUUUAAUUUUUUUUCUGUAUUGUAAGUGCCUUCUAUAAUAAAUACAAAAAAAGCAAAUAAAUCAAUAAUUCAUAUCAGGCCAGAA